AUGAAAAAAAAUAAGGCUCCAGGACCAGAUGGUUUUUCAACUGGAUUAUACCAUAAAGCUUGGCCUAUUGUUGGAGAUUUAGUAGUUGAGGCGGUUUUGGAUUUCUUCAAAUCUGGAAGGUUACUCAAAGAGGAGUUGGUUAGUGAUUAUCAUAAAAGUCAAGGAAAACCUAGAUGUACUCUGAAGGUUGAUCUUAUGAAAGCCUAUGACUCAGUGGAUUCUAACUUUGUGUUGCAUUGUUUGAUAAGUUUUGGUGCUCCUUUGAAGUUUGUUGGGUGGAUUAGAGAGUGCAUUACUAGCCCUCGAUUCUCUAUUUCUAUUAAUGGUACUCUUGUGGGAUAUUUUCAAGGGAGAAAGGGAUUAAGACAAGGGGAUCCUAUCUCCCCUUACUUAUUUGCUGUUGCUAUGGAGGUUCUUUCCCUUUUAUUGGCUGAGGGAGCUUCUUCUUCCAUUUCUAGAUUUAGCUUCCAUCCGAAAUGUCAUGAUUUAAAUCUAACUCAUCUUUGUUUUGCGGAUGACUUACUUAUAUUUUCUGCUGCUAACUUGUCUUCUAUCUCUUCGAUUAAAGACAUUCUAGGCGAAUUUGAAAGUCUCUCGGGCUUGAAGGUUAAUCCAGCAAAGAGCUCUUUCUUUUGCUCUAGUGUUAAACCAGUUGAGAAAGAGGGUCUGCUGAAUGCUCUGCAGAUGAAGGAAGACCGGUUCCCUAUCCGGUAUUUGGGGCUGCCUCUUAUUACAAAGAGGCUGUCAGCUGCGGAUUGUGAAGGUUUAAUUGCUAAAUUCACUGCUAGAAUCGACUCUUGGUGUGUCAAACACCUUUCUUUUGCUGGGAGGUUGCAGUUGAUUUCCUCGGUUCUGUUUAGCUUGCAGGUUUUUUGGUCUAGAAUUUUUAUCCUGCCUUUGAAAAUUAUCCGGUUGUUGGAGCAGAAGCUGAACCGUUUUCUUUGGAAUGGCAAUGAUUCUUAUGCUCGAGCUAAAGUGGCGUGGGAUAAAGUGUGCUUUCCUAAAAAAGAAGGGGGUCUAGGUAUUAAGAACAUGGCCAUUUGGAACCAGGCAGCCAUGUUGAAGCACAUAUGGAGUCUUUUUGCACAGGCUGGAUCUUUAUGGGUUGCAUGGGUGGAUAAGAAUUGGUUAAAGGGUAGAAGUUUUUGGGAGAUUUCUAUUCCUAAAUCUUAUGGCUACUUAAUGGACAUAUAUGGUUUUCGUCCUGUUUAUGAUGCUGGUAGUUGUAUUGAUGCUAAACUUUCUUCCAUCAUCAAGAGGGGGGAGUGGCAUUGGCCUUAUGCUCGGUUUGAUCUACUGGUCCAUAUUCAAAGUCAGCUUUCACUAGUGACAAUUGGGUUAGAUGACCAGGUUAUUUGGAAAGCUAAAAAUGGAGUUUAUAAUUGUGCAGAAACAGAUGCUUUGAUUACCAAGGAAAAAAUGUGCAUUUGGGGUUAUGAGGGUGACAUCUUAUGUCCAUUCUGCAGAGCAUGUAUUGAGUGUCGUGAUCAUUUGUUCUUCAAGUGUAGUUUCAGCCGUCGGAUUUGGAGGAAUGUAAUGCAAAGUUGCUUGGAACCUUUUCCAGUUGUGGAUUGGGAUGAUGUGGCUAUUUGGUGUAUGAUGCAGUUGAAAGGUAAAAGCCUUAAAACUAGGCUCUGUAAAUUGAGUCUAGGGGCUGUUGUUUAUCAUAUUUGGAUUCAACGUAAUAAUUUGAUUCAUGGUAAUGUGGUGUAUUCAAAGGAAGGCCUUAUUGCAAGGAUCAAAUGGGAAAUCAGUGUCAGCUAUGACAAAGCCAUUACAUUCAACCUGGCUUACUGCGCCAUUGGUAGCCUCAUACCAGCCGUUCACAGCUGCACCAUUUACUAUCUGGCCACUAGCAACCACUAUUGGUACCCUCAUUCAGCAUUCCGCCUCCGCUGGCUGUCCACUGGCAGCCUACCUCUGAUCCUGCCAUUAAUGCUAGCAAACAUCUCUAGUAUCGCCUCUUUCAGCCAUCCUCCGUUUACCGCUCUUCGACAUUAA
Molecule: messenger RNA, 2001 nt
Organism: Alnus glutinosa
Lineage: Eukaryota; Viridiplantae; Streptophyta; Magnoliopsida; Fagales; Betulaceae
Exons: 4
Coding region: 1-2001 (666 amino acids)
Source: RefSeq, a predicted model, not a curated record